Entelurus aequoreus (snake pipefish) is the source of this 571-nucleotide messenger RNA. RefSeq lists its product as uncharacterized. The record is from RefSeq and is a predicted model, not a curated record. Gene Ontology annotation, cellular component: cytoplasm. The coding region runs from base 113 to 388 and encodes 91 amino acids. NCBI's taxonomy places the organism in Eukaryota, Metazoa, Chordata, Actinopteri, Syngnathiformes, Syngnathidae. The transcript has 3 exons.
GGUAUGUCCCAUCCAAACCUGCUUACCUUGUCUACUUUCUCAGCAAAGCAGAAAGAAAGAACACCUUCUUGUACCGGCCUUAACGCACAAACCUCAGGUUUAUUUGUUAAACAUGUCGAUCACUGUGUUUUUUUCCAGCGUGAGCAGUAACACAGCGAUGAAGAAAAACCAAAACAGAAUCUUCAGUAUCCUAGACUCCAAGAAGAUCCCGUAUAAGGCGGUGGACAUUUCCCAGAAUCCUGCAGAUAAGGACCUCAUGAGGCAGAGAGCGAUGGACCCGACCGCUCUGCCCCCUCAAAUCUGUAAUGGGGACAACUACUGUGGGGAUUUCACUGCAUUCGACAAUGCAAUCGAGAUGGAACAAUUGGAGGCGUUUCUCAAAAUCUGAUCAGCCACAGCCUGUCCAUUUGUUUCUGCAUUGUCAAUAUAACACAAAUAAAUCUAUAUGUAAAAAUAUAUAUUGUUUUGUUGUUGUUGGGAUGCUGUCAAAUUUCCUACAAUAAAUAUGGCUUGUUUUUAUUUUGUUCUCAAGAAAACAGCUGGAAUUUUGAAAAUGUAUGUUUGAAAGAAA